Messenger RNA from Sclerotinia borealis F-4128, 2373 nucleotides. NCBI's taxonomy places the organism in Eukaryota, Fungi, Ascomycota, Leotiomycetes, Helotiales, Sclerotiniaceae. The record is from the annotation of a GenBank genome assembly.
AUGUCGACUCCUUCCUCUUCUCGACCUCUGUCAGUUCCAAUGGAUUCACCAUCACCAGACUCAUUUCGCGGGCGGUCAGGAAGUCCAUCUUCAAGAGAUAAAUCAACAGCUCGAUUAGCUUCACCAGUACCUUCUCAUCAGGGCACUCCACAAGUCCGACAAAUACCUACCCCAAAUCAGGCCUCUGCGGCAGACUCAUCCGAUAACAUUGCUCCUCUACCUCUGGCUGGCGCAGGUGGUCCAGCAUCUUAUGCGCCUGGCCCAGGUAUUAGUGCCUUAGCCGCUGCUCUAUCAAACUCUAUCGGACAGACUCCUCCUACCUUUGGAACACCUCCUAUCCGUCCAUUAUCACCAGCCGCUGCCGGUAAACAAAUACAAGGUACAGGAGUAUAUAGCAACUAUGGCUCUGUGCCGCGAUCAGUUCAAGGGGGACAAGGAUGGGCUGGCCCGACAGCCUACGAGGACCCGGAAAUUAUAAAGAGGCAUCUGGUACAACAGGGACCUUCGCAGCUAGGAGGUGAUGGUACCGCUGAUGGAAUCUUUGGACUAAGUGGACAAUCACCGUCAUUCCGUGCCGGCUCCCCAGCUAGUACAUCAAAGCAAGCAGUUGAAAAUGUAGCACCUGGACUAGAUGAUGAUGAAUUCUCGAGUCUGCGAUUACAAGGUGGUGAUAUUACCAGACCCAUAUACAGAUGGACCGAGGAUGCCCACAGAGCAAGCCGAUCUCAGAGAAGUAAGAGUUUCCAUAUCUCGCGACCAGAAGCAGAAAACGAAGUUCUUGAUAUUGGCACAAUCAAAGUGCCAGGUGGAUUUAGAAGAAACUAUCUACGCAGAGCAGCAGGCAGUCCAACUCCUGAAGGUUUGGAUAUGGAAGAGGGCGGAGGGCUCACACAACGAAACCCAAAGAUAUUUACCAACAACUUUCUCGAGUUUUUGACUAUUUACGGCCACUUUGCUGGUGAGGAAUUGGAGGAAGACGACGAGGUGCUUGGACCUGACGAAUACUUCGGAUCGGAUGCGAUAUCUGAUGAAUAUGGCGAUGGUAGUGAUGAAGAUAGAGAGCCCAUGGAAAAUAGUGCUCUGCUCACACCUGGUCGCCGAAAAAGAAAGCGCAAGGAGCGCGCACCACAGGGAACAACCACUCCUUUCCAAGCUUCAUUAUUACUGCUCAAAUCUUUCGUUGGUACUGGCGUGUUAUUCUUACCGAAGGCGUACCUCAACGGCGGAAUGCUUUUCAGUAAUGUCAUUCUUCUUUUAGUUGCAGCUCUGAGCUAUUACUGCUUCGUGUUGCUCGUCAAUACGCGACUAAAGGUCGAGGCGUCGUUUGGAGACAUGGGAGGCGUUCUGUACGGGAGAUGGAUGCGAACCGUCAUUCUCACAUCCAUCGUUAUCAGUCAGAUGGGAUUCGUGGCUGCAUAUAUUGUGUUCACAUCCGAGAAUCUGCAAGCUUUCAUAUCAGCUGUGACUAAUUGCAGAGUUCACUGGGAGGUCUCGUGGUUGAUUUUGUUACAGAUGGCUAUUUUCCUGCCGUUCUCUCUUUUGCGCGACAUCAGCAAGCUCGGGUUUACCGCACUCGUAGCAGAUGCGUUCAUUCUCAUCGGCUUGGUUUAUCUCUACUACUACGACAUUUUCACAAUUGUGAAACAAGGUGGCAUCUCUGACAUCGUCAAUUUUAAUGAGCAGGACUGGACAUUGUUCAUUGGCACCGCCAUUUUCACUUUCGAAGGAAUUGGUCUCAUCAUCCCUAUUCAAGAAUCCAUGAAGAAUCCAAAGAAGUUUCCUCCCGUUCUCGGCAUUAUCAUGAUCAUCAUCAGCGUAGUAUUCGUCUCCAUGGGUGCUCUCUCCUACGCUGCAUUUGGAUCUCAUAUAGAAACAGUUGUCCUUCUCAAUCUUCCUCAGAACGACAAGAUGGUUAAUGGUGUCCAAUUCCUCUAUUCGUGCGCCAUUCUUCUGUCGACCCCCCUACAAAUCUUCCCAGCUAUCAGAAUCACUGAAAAUGAACUUUUCACCAGAAGCGGUAAAUACAACCCUUACAUCAAAUGGCAGAAGAACAUUUUCCGUUUCUUCGUUGUUGCCCUGUGCGCGUCCAUCGCAUAUGUUGGUUCCAAUGAUCUGGAUAAAUUCGUUUCGAUCGUGGGAAGUUUCGCUUGUAUUCCGUUAGUAUUUAUAUACCCGCCAAUGCUACAUUACCGAGGUGUAGCCAAGACGCGUUUCCGGAAAGGAGCAGACAUCUUACUUUGUGUAUUCGGCUUGGUGGUCAUGGUAUACACUACAUCAUUGACCAUCAUUAGUUGGACGAGUGGGGGUGAUAAAGUCCCGAAUGUGGGAUACUGUGAUAGGAAGGAUAGAGCAGGAGAGUUGCCAAUGUUCUAG